UAUGGUGUAUUAUAUGAAAUAUAUAUAGGUUUUUGUAGGUAAAUUGGAUGAGAGCACAUGAGAAGCAGCAAUUCAUCUUCAGUAGUAGUACUUUUUUAAUAUUUUUGGAAUAAAUUAAUGUUUUAGAGACAUUAUAAAGUGAAUUUUAUAUCAAUUUGGAGGCACACUCCAGCACCAAAACCGAGGCGAUGGCGUCUCAUUUUCUAAAGUUCUCAGUGCUGGUGCAGAAAUAUCGGACGCCUCUUUUCGUUGCCGGCUGCAGCGUCGUCUUCGCGGCCGACAUUUUCUACCACGUCUUCCCAGAGACCACGUACCGAAAGCUCUAUCAGGCCUGGAGCAAAGGAGCGCCAACAACUUUGUCGGAGAAGCUGGAGGAGGUGUUUGUGCAGGUGCUGAAAGACUCGGCGGUGGGUUCUCCUGGCAGCUACACGGCUUUCGCCGCGUACGGUUUCCAUCCGGUCGGCGCAGGGAUUCCGUGGCUUCCCUCGGGAGCGCAUAUCGGCAUCCCGUCCAACUUCAACAGCACCCCGGACGAGCCGUCGGGAAUCACUAACCGCACCAUUCUCAUCAACGGGAAAGAAGUGGAUUGGGACAGUGAGACAGGAAGCACACUGAGAAACGCCCUGGUGGUGUCGGAAGAUGCUCAGAAGUUCGCCGUGGCACGCGAGGUGGCUCGGUUGAAGUGUGCCGGCCCUAUCUUGCAUGCUGCUGUGGCUCCAACCUGCUUGGCUGGAGCCUGGAUCUACAGCGUGGCUCUCAAGCAAAUCUUCGGUCUUUUCGCCCGAUCUGUUAUCCUCAGAGCCGGGGUUAACGCGCUCGCUCUGGGUCUGGGAGCUGUAUCUUACUUUUUAGCUUCUGACACUGUGAAUCAGCGGCUGGAGUUUUAUUCAGACCGGCGCGCUGCCAGCCUGUCCAAGAGCUACGCGAAGGGUGGGGUUGAGUUCUAUGAGAAGAUUCUGCUCAGGAAUCAGACCCUGCGUUUGCUGAUGGGGCAGAAAGGAGCGGAGAUGUACACACCGAGCGGCAAUCUGUUCCCCGCCAGCCUGAUGAGCAUGAAACAUGCGCCGUACACGGCGAGGCGCGACCGAAUUCUCAGUCUUCUGAAAGACGAGAAAGAAUAAAUUGGGAAAAAAAAUGACUGCAUUUAUAAGGACUUGAUUUAUACAUGUUGUAAAGAAGGCUGUUAAGAUCAAAUAUACUGUAUGUCCUGUUCAUCGAAAAAAGUUUUUAAAGUAGCAGUGAAAAGCUUUCAGGGUUUUCUCGUAGAAAAAGAAUGAGCGGCAAUAAAGAUUUCCUCACACGUU
This is a messenger RNA of Silurus meridionalis, 1304 nucleotides long. RefSeq names its product transmembrane protein 177 (gene tmem177). The record is from RefSeq and is a predicted model, not a curated record. Bases 189 to 1121 code for a protein of 310 amino acids. NCBI's taxonomy places the organism in Eukaryota, Metazoa, Chordata, Actinopteri, Siluriformes, Siluridae. The transcript is spliced from 2 exons.